Molecule: messenger RNA, 1230 nt
Organism: Daphnia pulicaria
Lineage: Eukaryota; Metazoa; Arthropoda; Branchiopoda; Diplostraca; Daphniidae
Gene: RpLP0
Product: 60S acidic ribosomal protein P0-like
Exons: 6
Coding region: 147-1109 (320 amino acids)
Biological process (GO): ribosomal large subunit assembly; ribosome biogenesis; cytoplasmic translation
Cellular component (GO): cytosolic large ribosomal subunit
Molecular function (GO): large ribosomal subunit rRNA binding; structural constituent of ribosome
Source: RefSeq, a predicted model, not a curated record
UGGAAAUUUCUAGUUAUUUUUGUAAAACUGGCAACAUGCAUCCCAUUCAGCUUUUCUUGCUUGCCUAUCUUCCACAUUUCACUUCAGUACCGGUUUGACCCUUGUCCUUAAAUCACCUUAGGAGUUCCUUGUAACCCACAAUCAAGAUGGGCAGGGAGGACAAGACAUCGUGGAAAGCUAGCUAUUUCGUUAAACUAGUUCAACUUCUGGAUGAAUAUCCCAAGUGCUUCAUUGUCGGAGCAGACAAUGUCGGAUCUAAGCAAUUGCAGCAGAUCCGUCGCUCAUUGAGAGAUCAUGCCGUCGUUCUCAUGGGCAAAAACACCAUGAUCCGCAAAGCCAUUCGCGGACAUCUGGAGAACAACCCAGCAUUGGAGAAGCUUCUUCCUCACAUCAGGGGAAAUGUUGGCUUCGUCUUCACCAAGAACGAUUUGGUGGACGUAAGGGACAGGUUGACUGAGAACCGAGUUCGAGCUCCCGCUCGUGCUGGUGCUUUGGCUCCUAUGCCUGUUGACAUCGAGCCCCAGAACACAGGUCUCGGACCUGAGAAGACUUCUUUCUUCCAGGCUUUGUCCAUCCCAACCAAGAUUUCCAAGGGUACAAUUGAAAUUAUUACGACCGUUAACGUCAUCAAGGAGGGUGAGCGUGUUGAUGCUUCAGCUGCAACCCUCUUGAACAUGCUGAAUAUCUCUCCGUUUACCUACGGAUUGGUGGUUCAACAAGUUUAUGACUCUGGAACUGUAUUCGAGCCGAAAAUCUUGGAUAUCAAGCCUGAAUCUCUUCGUACUCGAUUCUUGGAGGGUGUUCGUAACGUGGCUAGCGUUUCUCUUCGCAUUGGUUACCCAACUUUGGCUUCUGCCCCUCACUCGUUGAUCAAUGGAUUCAAGAACUUGUUGGCUGUUGCUGCCGCAACCAACAUCGAGUUCAAAGAAGCCAUGACGGUCAAGGAAUUCUUGAAGGAUCCCAGCAAGUUCGUUGCUGCCGCCGCUGCUGCUGCACCUGCUGCUUCCGCCGCCCCGGCCGCCGCUGCUGCUGCUGCUCCCAAGAAAGAGGAAAAGAAAGAAGAAUCCGAAGAAGAGGAUGAUGAUAUGGGUUUCGGUCUCUUCGACUAGACGCUCUUGUCAGAUUUUAAUCCAGUUCUGUUUUCAGUUGAUGAAUGUUAUUACAUGGUGAGCUUUGACUCGUGUACCGCGGAUACUUUUAUGAACUGUAAUAAACUGACGAUUAACGGAA